AAAAAAGACAAAAGACACUGUAUAUAUAAUGUAUAGUUAAAAUAUGUUUUUCUGCCAGCUUUUGAACCAUGGCAUCUCCACUGAUGAGUCUGGUGAAUGAUGAUGGUAGAUACCAGAAAUCAUUUCAGCUUUUCCUGGAGCGCUCCUCUGAACACCAAUGUAUGAGGGACUUCAUCCACAACAAACUGCCAGACCUUCUAACCAGCAUUGGAGAUGGAAAGUCCCAUCUUAAUGUAAUUGGAGUGGGAAGCGGCGCUGGAGAGAUUGACUUGGAGAUGCUCUCUGAGCUCCAUAAAAAGCACCCAGAGGUGGUGGUGGAUAAUGAGGUGGUGGAGCCUAGCAGCCAGCAGCUGCAUAACUACAAAGUUGUAGUGUCUCAGAAACCAGAGUUAAACUACAUCAAGUUUACCUGGAACAAGAUGACUGCCUCAGAGUUCGAGGAGCACUGGAAGCAGACAAAGAUGACAAAGAAGGCAGAUUUCAUUCACAUGAUACAGAUGCUGUACUACGUGAAGGAUCCCGGCGCUACCAUCAGCUUCUUCCAGAGUCUCCUCAAUAAGAACGGGAAGCUGAUUAUUAUUCUGGUGUCUGAGAAGAGCGGCUGGGGGAAGCUGUGGCGGAAAUACAGGACUCAGCUCUGCAACACAGAAAUAAGUCAAUGCGUAACCACAGGAGACAUCAAAAGCAUCCUGGACUCCAAGGGAGUGAGCUACCAGAGCUUUGACCUGCCAUCUCAAAUGGAUAUCACUGAGUGUUUUAUUGAAGGAGAUGAGAAGGGAGAGCUGCUGCUUGAUUUUCUCACAGAGGUGCUGGACUUUAGUAAAACUGCCUCCCAGGAGCUGAGAGCUGGUGUGCUGGAGCUUCUGCGGCACCCAGACUGCAGCAUGGAGGCCGAAGGCAGAGUUAUCUUUAACAACAACCUUGGAGUCAUAGUCAUAGAUAAACCGACUUAAAAACUUGCCGAUAUGAUAAGGUUGAAGGUUUAAUGGCAUAGAUGAUAAAAUUAAACAAAGUCCAUAACAGUCAGCUUUAUCUUGUUUUUCACGUUACUACCUGUGCUGUUAAUGAUUAACUUCAAUAAAUAUCUUGGAUAAUUCUGUGCAAAUUGAAAACAUCUUUAAUGGAAUGUUCCUUAUUUUAUGUGGAACUCUAAAAUUCCCAUCAUACAGAUCUGUCUUAGUCAGUUACAAAAAUUAGCUUCAGAUUUUGCCGUCAUGUGAUUUUUAAUGGGCUACACUUGGCAGGCUGUAGCUGAAACCCCCAUGAUGCUUCUGCUGUCAGAGGCAAAACCUCUGCUUCAUUGCAAAUCUAAAAAUAAGUAGAACAUUGCAUAAUUAACUUUUCAUUGAGACUCAUUUUAGAGAAGCUGAAGGUAAUUGUGCAAUAUACAUUACAAUGGUUGCAGGUUGUAUUAAUAUCAGUAAGAGCCUGAACUAUAAAAUAAAAUAAAUAAAACCAAUUUAAAAAAA
Nematolebias whitei (Rio pearlfish) is the source of this 1469-nucleotide messenger RNA. It is a transcript of the gene hnmt, whose product is annotated as histamine N-methyltransferase. The record is from RefSeq and is a predicted model, not a curated record. The transcript is spliced from 6 exons. NCBI's taxonomy places the organism in Eukaryota, Metazoa, Chordata, Actinopteri, Cyprinodontiformes, Rivulidae. Gene Ontology annotation, molecular function: N-methyltransferase activity. The coding region runs from base 69 to 953 and encodes 294 amino acids.